AGCUUGUCACCUUAAAUUAAACAUCACUAGAACUUGGUAUUUUGUGGCUUUUAACUAAGUGUGAGAGAGGUGAACGUUUAUUUGAAAUACACUACUUUUUUUUCUGUUUUUUUUGAAAUUUAACGGCUCCUCACUUUCAAAAAGACGUGUUAAGUAGGAUAGUCUAUAUUCUCGAUAUACAACAGAAUCUCAUCUGUAAUUUGAUCCAUUUUAAGAAUGUGUUCUGGCCUGCAUUACCUCGCUGAAAUCGAAAAUUGAUAAGAAUGGAAUGAUAAUGGGUAUUUACAUAUCUACAAUAACCGCAGUUAUCGAGUGCACGUUCAUACCUUGAACACAGUAUCUAUGGGUAUACUAGCAUGCGGCUAUUUGUGACUUGAACAUUGAAAAGUGCCACCCAAAAAUGUCAACCACUAACAUCAACGAUAGAAUAUUGAGGCAAUCUAAAUUGCCAGCGGCAAGGAACCUUUUCAAUAUCGAUGUGCCACCAAGGAGCUACGACAGAUUUAUACCCUGCAGGGCAAACAACAACUGGGAGGUCAGUUUUGCUACCAUACCAGAUGCAAACAAAAAUAAUCAGACAGGCAAGAAAGCUCGAGAAACUGGAGAGAAUACUAGAGAUAGCUCAGUGUACAACAUUCUAUUGAGAAAUGAACUUUUAGGCGAAAAUAUAGAAGAUAUUAAAUUUCAGUGUGAUGAAAAACAAGCCUUAACCCCUGUUAGUAAUAGGAAUUUGUUCAAAUAUGGUACUCCAAAGGAACCUCGUACACCAAUAAGAUCUCCUCACCAUGGUCACCAUUUGCCAUCUAGUCCUUACUCACUUUCUCCACUAAGUACUAGCAGCCAAUGCCUUUUGAGGUCGCCUCAUAAGGCUACUCGAAAAAUAUCCCGCAUACCAUUCAAGGUAUUGGAUGCCCCAGAACUGCAGGACGAUUUCUAUCUAAACCUAGUCGAUUGGAGUGUACAGAAUGUCCUGAGCGUAGGUCUUGGUAGUUGUGUAUAUUUAUGGUCAGCUUGCACUAGUCAGGUCACAAGGUUAUGUGAUCUAUCGAGCGACGGCAACGUGGUGACGUCGGUGUCAUGGAGUGAGCGUGGUCAUCUGGUAGCAGUAGGGACACACAACGGUUACGUCACAGUAUGGGACGUGGCGGUGAACAAACAGGUGAACAAGCUGAUGGGACACACUGCUCGAGUAGGAGCGUUGGCUUGGAACGGAGAUGUGUUAAGUUCAGGGAGUAGGGAUCGUCUCAUAUUGCAGAGGGAUACAAGAACACCGCCCAACGUAACCGAACGCCGUCUGGUAGGACAUCGCCAAGAAGUGUGCGGCCUGAAGUGGUCCCCUGACAACCAGUACCUCGCAUCGGGAGGCAACGAUAACAGACUGUACGUGUGGAACGCGCAGUCUCCAUCGCCCGUCCAGACGUACACUGACCACCUCGCAGCCGUGAAGGCCAUCGCGUGGUCGCCCCAUCACCACGGCUUGCUGGCCAGUGGAGGAGGGACUGCGGAUAGGUGCAUCAGAUUCUGGAAUACGUUGACAGGGCAGCCGAUGCAGUGUGUUGAUACUGGUUCCCAAGUAUGCAACCUGGCCUGGUCAAAGCACAGUUCUGAACUAGUCUCAACUCACGGCUACAGCCAGAACCAGAUCCUCGUAUGGAAGUAUCCGAGCCUAACACAAGUCGCCAAGCUAACAGGCCAUUCUUACAGAGUGUUAUAUUUGGCCUUAUCGCCAGAUGGAGAAGCCAUCGUUACGGGAGCUGGAGAUGAGACGCUUCGCUUUUGGAAUGUGUUCAGUAAGGCGAGGUCCCAAAAGGAGACUCGCUCCGUCCUCAGUUUGUACACUGGGAUACGGUAAUGGGUCAUUUUUAGGGGGACUGAAUCGACGUGUAAAAGGGGUUUAAAAAAUUGCAACAAAUGAACAAACUUUUGUUGUUGCCGUGUUUAGUAUAUAUCAAAAUUUUAAAGUAGUUAUAAACAUGGGUACAUGUUUAAUAGUAAAUUUAAGUUGAUGAAAGCAUUUUAUGAUACUGCACACGCAUAAAGUGAUGAGAGCUCCAGUUAUAGGUACUUUUUCAAAAAUAGAAGAGUCCCUCCAUGCUCAUUUCUACACUCUAAUACAAUAAUGCCAUUUUUCGAGGGUGCCGUAACUGAACAAAAUUUCAAAUCAGUUGUCAACAUGUAAUUAAUGAAUAAACAUAAAAAAGUACGGAGGAAUCAAUUAAUAUUAUCAUUUAGAACCUUUUUUCGAUGACUUAUUGAUCAUUGUGUUUUAAAAUAUUUUCUAUAUAUACUUUUGUAGAAUUUCAGUUGUUGAUGAUUGAUUCCCUAAUUUGAUUAUUAACUUGCUAACAGGGCAGGACCCUGGACUGUCGCGGCUUCAUACAAGUAGCGUGGAGGGUCCCAAAUUGAAUGUGUGAUCGUAUUUUGUGGAACAUAAAAUUUUUACCUAGCUGCGCCAGUGUCUUGUAUUCGUUUCAUGUGCAAUUGUCAAAGGACAUCAUUAUUAUAUUGGAUGCGAUCUCUUUGAACAUGUGUCGUAAAAAAUUAAAGAUGGAAUUCCAAAUUUUCUAUAUGAUAAUAAAUCGACCCUUUUUACUAUUUUAUGUGUGAAAAAAUGCAUGAAUUAUAUUCCUUGUUGAAGAUCUGUGUGGCGUUCUGCUGACUUAAGAAGUGUCAAACAAUCCUGCUCAAAAAUAACAUACACCUUGACGUUUGACAUUUAUCCAAUUUGAUUAUUCACAAAAUCUUUACUGAACAAAGUACCUCACUAUGGAUCACUCGUUAUGCGAAUUGUGGACUUUAGACAAACUUUCUAGAAACCUUAAAGAAUGUAAGCGGCAUCAUAAAAUUGCUAUGGAGUUUAUCACUCAAUAUACUUCGGAAAAUUUGGAACUCUAAUUUUGAAAACGCAAAGAUUUCUCCUCCUCAUCCAUAGUAAAAAUAUUUCGUUGGAUCCCACAAGAACUAUGUGUUCAUUGACUGUACUAAAAUUAAUGGAAAGAAGUUCACUUUCUUACUUUUAAUUAUAAAAGAUAUCUGGUGGAUUGCCAACAUGAAUGCAGCAUUUUAAAUAAUAUAAUCUUUUGUGUUUAGCACGAUCAAUCUAAACUCCUGGUUUUAUCGCAAAAGUAUUGGUCAGGCUGAAUAAUGUUUUUAUUGUGACUAGUAACUGAUAAAAAAUACAAUAUUAUGUAAAAUAUACAUAUUUGUACAUUAUGUAAUUCCCGUUUUUCCAAAUACUUGGAACUUAACAAUUUUGGCUAUAGCAGAGCACUUUUAAUUUUAUUCUAUAUUUUUGCUUUAUUGUGAAUAUUGAAUUAUUUUAUCCUACUUCCAUGAAGUAUCUAUUUAUUUUGAUUUUAUGAUUAUAUUUACUAUAUAAAUAUACAGGUAUAUGUAUACAAGUGCAAACAGUUUUUAUGGGAGAAUGUAUUGAAGAUUAUUUUGAUUUUAUGGAAUGUAAUUCUGCAGUAAAAUAAAUAUGUGAGGAAAUAUGUGCCUGCUUAUUGAAAUUAUAUGGCCAAUCAGUGCUCCAUGAUCUUACAAGUUGUGGGUGUGUUCAUGAUCGACGCGUUCGGCGUGCGAGUUAAAUAGUCACAAUGGAACGUUGGACCGGAGCGCAACGUGCUUUUGCUAUCGAGGCUCACUUUAAGAGUGGUGAUUCAUACGCAGCUGCCCUUCGGAAAUUUUGUAGACGAUACAAAAUCAAAAUUCGCCGACCAAGAGAUGGCCC
Molecule: messenger RNA, 3730 nt
Organism: Acanthoscelides obtectus
Lineage: Eukaryota; Metazoa; Arthropoda; Insecta; Coleoptera; Chrysomelidae
Source: the annotation of a GenBank genome assembly